This is a messenger RNA of Gossypium raimondii (Peruvian cotton), 459 nucleotides long. Its product is annotated as protein ALP1-like. The record is from RefSeq and is a predicted model, not a curated record. NCBI's taxonomy places the organism in Eukaryota, Viridiplantae, Streptophyta, Magnoliopsida, Malvales, Malvaceae. Bases 94 to 459 code for a protein of 121 amino acids. The transcript is spliced from 2 exons.
UUAGGUGCUCUUGAUGGAACCCACAUAAAGAUUAGGGUGCCAACAGUUGAUAAACCUAGAUAUCGAACCCGAAAAGGUGACAUAGCAACAAAUAUGCUAGGUGUUUGUACACCUGAGAUGCAAUUUGUUUAUGUUCUUCCUGGUUGGGAAGGUUCAGUUGCCGAUGGACGGGUGCUCCGAGAUGCCAUCAGUAGAAGACAUGGACUAAAAGUUCCUCAUGGUUGUUAUUAUCUAGUUGAUGCUGGAUACACAAAUUGUGAGGGAUUUCUUGCACCAUUUAGAGGACAGCGAUAUCAUCUGAACGAGUGGCGUCAGGGUUAUCAGCCAAGUUCUCCGCAAGAGUUUUUUAAUAUGAAACAUGCCUCAGCACGUAAUGUCAUUGAAAGAUGCUUUGGCUUAUUAAAACUUAGAUGGGGAAUACUUAGAGUCCAUCGUUUUAUCCUGUCUGGUGUACAAUAG